UUUACUAUUUCUUUUAUGUUUUUCACUUAAAUCUGCAAAUAUUGUUGUUCGUCAUCAUCAUCAUCAUCAUCAUCACGUCUAGACUGGAUUUUAAAUUAAUUAUGAUUGUUAAUUUGUUAAAAAUAUUAUGCUCAUAGUUUUGUCGGAUUUAUAAAUCUCCCAAGCGAUCUCGCCGAAAAUGUCGACAGUAAUUAAAGCAACAAGAGUUUCUCUCUCAUUCCCGCCAAUCGCGAGCCUUCAAGCCAAAGCCGAUGGUCAUGAUCAAACGAUCUGGGCCUUCUCCGCGAGUCAGUGCCACGGGGUUUGGCACGACGCCGUGUUGGUGGUAGCGGCGGUGCUGUUUGUGGUAUACUUGGGGUUGAACGCGAAGAAGGACUCGAAGAAGCUGUGGAAUGGAGGAUCAUACGUAAUGAUCUCGUACUAUGCCCUUCUCUGUCUCGCGAGCAGCCUCAAUCUCGCUUGGUGCUGCCUUCAGGCUUGGCAGUGUUCUCCAGAGAACGAGUUUGCCUGGAAUCUCCUGUCAUUAUUCACUACUUCUGGAAUGUUGUGUUUGGAGAUUAGCUUGGUUGCUUUUUUACUUCAGGAGAGUUAUGCCGCUGGGUUGGAGAUUUUGGCACGUACUUUCAUUAUCUCCAGCAUCAUAGUUGGUACUGAUAUACUUCUUAAGGCAGUUUAUGUUUUUGGAUAUGGGGUGCCGCUGUUUAUUGAGGGUACUGGAACUACUGAUCGGUUGAAGUGGGGCUUAUUGAUAGUCCACAAACUAUUGCUUACUGUGACCUAUGGCUUCAUUUUGUUUGUGCAUUUGUCAAAAUGGAAAGAGAAAUUACCACCCAAACCAUCAUUCUACCACUACAUCAUUGUCAUGUUUGCCAGUAGCACUCUUGGACUGUUGGCAUGUGGGCUUGCUGCUCUCGGGGCUGGCUUUGGCAUUUGGUUAUACAGUCUAACAAUUAUCUGCUAUCACUCGCUGUAUCUUCCUUUCCUGUAUGCUACUUUUCUGUCUGACUUUUUCCAGCGGGAAGAUUUUCUCUUGGAUAAUGCAUAUUACUGGGAAAUGAGGGAUGCCGGGUUCUUUGAUGCUAUUUUGGAUUAAUCAUGCUGAAUAUGAGCAUAAGAAAAUUCUUCUAUACUUGUUGACUAAUAAAUUUGAUAUAAAGCUGACUUGAGACAUAGCAGUGAUCGGAUUUUCAAUAUCACAAAAUUAUAUUCUUACCCUGUA
Messenger RNA from Carica papaya (papaya), 1219 nucleotides. RefSeq names its product protein CANDIDATE G PROTEIN-COUPLED RECEPTOR 2-like. Lineage: Eukaryota; Viridiplantae; Streptophyta; Magnoliopsida; Brassicales; Caricaceae. Gene Ontology annotation, molecular function: G protein-coupled receptor activity. Gene Ontology annotation, biological process: G protein-coupled receptor signaling pathway. Gene Ontology annotation, cellular component: plasma membrane. The record is from RefSeq and is a predicted model, not a curated record.